Messenger RNA from Babesia bovis T2Bo, 1603 nucleotides. RefSeq lists its product as uncharacterized. The record is from RefSeq and is a predicted model, not a curated record. The transcript has 2 exons. Bases 67 to 411 code for a protein of 114 amino acids. Lineage: Eukaryota; Apicomplexa; Aconoidasida; Piroplasmida; Babesiidae.
ACCAACAAUAAGACACUCACACAUAGCAUGAUGUACAUAAAACCGUGUAUAAUAUAGCAUGUAAACAUGUCUAAUCACGUAAAUGAGCUAGAAGAUGUAGAGGCUACACUCGGGGCCAUCGACCGAGUGAUGAACAAAGUGGAGGUAGAAACGCUAGCCUCAAUAAACGCAGCAUAUAUAACAUGUUCAUCUGAAUGUGGGCCCCUGAUGCAGUAUUUAGGUGCUGGCUACUACGUAAAGAGAGCGCCCAUGGUGGUUAGGAACAUGCUAGAACGACGUAAAGAACAACUAGAAAAGGAACCAAUGAUACAGAUAAAGCAAGAUGCACCCAAACGUAAGGAGAUUCCAAAGGAUGGAGAUACAAUAGAAAUAGUUGAACGUUACGAUUCAAGUGAUGAAGGUGCUCUGUGAUACAAUUGCGUUUAUAGCAGCCCUACAUCAUCAUUUGGUGAUUGUACAAUCCCUAGUUGAGACACUAGACUCAUCAGAGUGUUAGACUUGCCGCGCCUCGAGCUGGAGGACCGAGAACUGUUGGAAUCAUCAGGUGGGACGAAUUGGGUUGAAGGCUCCAAAUCAGAUGCAAAUGAUGCAUCCUGCUGCUGAAUGAAUUCAUCAAUAUUGCCAUGUGAUUGGGUAAUGCGGUACGCUUGGUUCACGAUGAUACGUCCAACACGAAUGUCGUCCUUGCUAUCAGCUUCCUUAAUGUGUUUAGAAAAGGUCAUUAUAGCCUCGAACUUCAGCUGUUUCAUUUGAGGAGCCAGAAGAUAUUGCAACCCAAGCGCAACAGACAGUAUACUUGAUAGACCGUUGAACAGAAUAUAAUCCCAUAAGGCUAUAACAGUCCUCAAGGGAAGAAUGAUCACAAACAUAGUGAGGAACCUACAAUAUGAAUGACAGCCAUAAACAACAAUACAUACCACUGGUUGAGGAAAACAGCAACCGAUAUCUCUUCACGUUCAAAAUGACGAUGUAAAUCUGGCCACAUUUCUGCCGUAAGUGCAUCGAACGCUAGAUGUUAUAUACAUCAACAAAAUCGCAACAUACCACGAAUGUAUUUUUGAAUCAGCGGAAACGAUGGUUUAUAAAAUUCAGCAAGCCCCAAUUCCUUCAUGAGACCGACGAAACCCACAUAUGAUUCCAUCUCAUUAAAGCCGCUAACUAACAAAAUCAUGCCUACGAAAUGUUAGUUUUAAAUGCUAUACAUUGGCCGCAGAACGUAACGUACCAGCAAUAAAAUUCAUUCCUUGGCAAUACCCAACCUCUGGAUGGUAAUUUGAGUACGCAAGCUGCAACGCCAUGAUCAUCCACAGCAUAAACAUACCAGUAUACGAGACAACUGCUGUUGUGCUUCUGUGUCAAAUACUUGUAAUUCAGGAAAUGUUCUACAGAAGGGUGUGGAACAACUGCCAUAGCACAUACCUCGGCACAUCAAUUUGUAUAAUCGACAUAUACUCAUUGGGUUGCGAGGCGAAUGUAUGGUAAUCAGGGGAUGCAGUGGCAACAUUUUCAUCAAACUUCAUCGCCACCUUCCAACUUUCCCAUCUAAAUUUCUGCGGUAUACCCCUGUAACGACAUGUAGACAAUAAGCCAUAAAAGGCACAUA